AUGACACGUCCCAUUUCUCAGGAGGUUCAAGGAUUUGUCAAGACUCUUUUCAACCAAGGUUGUUCCCUCCGUGCCAUUCAAAAAAUAUUCCCAGAUUUGUCCGUUAGUGUACUUUCUCGCUACAGGAAGAAGUUUCUUGUUCAUUCAAAACAUGCCAAACCCGGAAGACGCAGCAAAAUCACUACGCAAAAUAUGAACUACAUUGAGAGGAAUCUCCGCAAUGGUAAUUUAGACGGCCCUAGGGGUGUGCAGUGCUACCUUGCUCAUAUGGGAGUUCAGAUGACUUUGAGGAAUAUACAGUAUAUACUCAAGCGCAAAGGGUUCAAGGCUAAAAGAAAGGUAAAGACCAAUUUCGUGUUUGCGGAGAACCGGAAAAAGCGUCUUGUGUGGGCCAAGAGACAUCGACAUUUGACUGCGGACGAUUGGCGUAAAUGGGGAUUUUCCGAUGAAACCAGGGUCAACAUGUGGGGAUCUGACGGCGAAUCUUUCUACUGGACUGACAGGCCCACUGAGUUGAUGCCUCAUCAAACUGAGGCUCAAGUUCAGGGAAAUGGUGGUGGUGUUGUUUUCUAG
This is a messenger RNA of Mucor velutinosus, 573 nucleotides long. Its product is annotated as Carboxypeptidase. The record is from RefSeq and is a predicted model, not a curated record. The transcript has a single exon. The coding region runs from base 1 to 573 and encodes 190 amino acids. Gene Ontology annotation, molecular function: nucleic acid binding. NCBI's taxonomy places the organism in Eukaryota, Fungi, Mucoromycota, Mucoromycetes, Mucorales, Mucoraceae.